Molecule: messenger RNA, 327 nt
Organism: Phytophthora infestans T30-4
Lineage: Eukaryota; Oomycota; Peronosporomycetes; Peronosporales; Peronosporaceae
Product: protease inhibitor EpiC
Exons: 1
Coding region: 1-327 (108 amino acids)
Source: RefSeq, a predicted model, not a curated record
AUGACAUUCCUUCGCCCCCUCCUCGCUCUUCUCGCCGCCACGAUCCUUGUGACCACGUCCGCCCAAAUGGACGGCGGAUACUCGAAGAAGGAAGUCACUUCAGAGGCCAUGGAGCUGCUCCAGAAGGCGCGGAGCAAUGUGAGUGCAUAUAAUAGCGACGUCACCUCGCGCAUCUGCUACCUGAAGGUCGACAGUCUCGAGACUCAAGUCGUCUCGGGCGAGAACUAUAAGUUCCACGUUACUGGUUGCAGCGUCAACUCGGACAACGAGCUUGGUGGCUGUACCUAUUGGAACUCCGUUCCGUUUGGCAGCACUUUGGACUUGUGA